AUGACUACUCCUGCUAAUCCUACAGAAAAUUUAAUGUCUGAAUCUUCUUCGAGUUUACCUGUAGAUACUUUACCUAUCCUUCCAGAUCCACCGAAAGAACCAUUCUUGGAGGUGCAAGAGGAUCAAUUCGUCAUGAUCACUGAUCCCGCUGUAUGGAUAAUUAACAAUCACCUACGAGAUCAUUUAGCUAUUCAUGGCAUUGAACAAAAUAUUAGUACGGAUUUUCCUCUGAGUAAGAGAACUCGUGUUGUAUCACAUAAAAAUUCGUUGGAACAUAAAUUAUGUGCUUUGAGUUUGAAGAAAAGAGGAAGUAUUUGUGGUCGCAUUGAUAAAAAACUUACAGCUCAACUCGACGAAGAGAUUUCUUACUGGAAGAACGUCUUAAAACGUGUAGUAGCUACAAUUAAAGCACUUGUGCCAAGGGGUCUUCCUUUUAGAGGAGACAAUGAAAAAUUCGGAUCGGUGUAUAAUGGCAAUUACCUAAUGUCCUUAGAACUCAUAGCAGAAUUUGAUCCAUUUUUAGCUGAUAAUAUUUCGAGAUGUGGCAAUCCAGGCAGUGGUCAUACAAGUUACCUCUCGUCUACGAUUUGCGAAGAAUUCAUACAAUUAAUGGCAAAACAAAUGACAAACGUUAUCGUUGAAGAAAUACAGGCAGCAAAACAUUUUUCAAUUAUUGUCGAUUCUACGCCUGAUUUAUCUCAUGUCGAUCAAUUAACAAUAAUCAUUCGUUAUGUACAAGAUGACGGCUCGCCUAUUGAGCGCUUUCUCGAAUUUAUUCCUAAUGUAGGUCAUACCGCAAAGAAAAUUUCUGGCGCUGUUAUUGAAUCAUUGGAAAAAUUUGGGAUUGACAUUGAGAAUUGCCGCGGGCAGUCUUACGAUAAUGCCUCAAAUAUGAGUGGCAUUUACAACGGGCUGCAAGCACAAAUUAAGAGACUUUCCCCACAAGCUGAAUACAUUUUGUGUGCAACGCAUUCGCUCAAUUUGAUUCGUGAUGAUAGUUUUGAUAGUUUAUGA
Molecule: messenger RNA, 1014 nt
Organism: Copidosoma floridanum
Lineage: Eukaryota; Metazoa; Arthropoda; Insecta; Hymenoptera; Encyrtidae
Product: zinc finger MYM-type protein 1-like
Source: RefSeq, a predicted model, not a curated record